AUGGUGCGCCAUCGCCACCGCCGGAGCCUCGUCUAUGGAGCUGCAGCUGUGGCUGCCACAUGUGCUGCUGCCCCUGCUGCGGUGAUGACCAUGCACUCGCUCGUGAAUCAAGGUGCACCGUCUCUAGCCGCCCUUACUCUUGGUCUGCUCCUCUACGCUUUCUCGCGCGAGGGCAGCAGCCUUCCGAUUCUGCUGGUCUUCUUUGGUGCGCAGACAGGGAUGAACCUGUACGUGAAGACGGUGCUUUCGCAGCUGGUGUUGGAUGAGGACCGAGGAUUACGAGGUGUACCCAUCGGCUUCCUCAUGACCGCCAUCCAGCAGCUGGUGGCAUUCCUCGCGUUCUGCUGCUUCCUGGCGCUCGGGAGGCUUGUCGGAUCUCCCUACGAGGUCAAAAAGCUGACAAGCAGCCGGGAGCGUGUCGCGGUGCUUUGCUUCAGCGCUGCUUUUGCUCUGAAUAUCGGACUCAACAACUUCAGCCAAACCAUGCUAAGCCUGUCGGUGAAUCUCAUCAUCAGGUCUUGCCUGCCCUUGUCCACAGCAGUCUCCGAGCUGGCUCUGGGUUCGCUGGUCCAGCGGCCAGGACUCACCGGGCUCCAGUGGGCAUUGAUGCUCGCUGGUGUGCUGGGCACCGUGUGCGUCAGCUACGUCAAGAGUGCCGCACAGGAUGUGGACUCUGCGGAAUUCUCGCCUCUGGGUCUCUUCUGCGCGGUGCUGAGCAUUUGCGCUGGGGCACUGAACAUGGUACUCGCCGGUGUUCUGGGGACAGGCAUCAAGCUGAAUCCUUUGGAUAGCACAUUUUACAUGGCCGUGCCGGCGGGGCUGAUAAUGAUCUUGUUUUCUUUCGUUGAGCACCCGGUCCAUUCUUGGCGAGACUUCCCCGCCGUGACUGACUGGGCGAUCGUCCAAGAAGUCGUCUCCCGAUAUCCUUGGGCGAUGCUCCCGGUGGUCAUCUCUGGUGUCUUCGCCUUCGUGUACAACUGCUUGCAGUACACGUUAGUGCAACAGCUGUCCGCAACGCACGCCGCCUUCGCAGGAAGUUUCAACAUGGCCGCGACCAUUGCUUUCUCCCUGUGUCUCGGCUACGAGCAAAUUCCAGAUGGAUGGCACGGGCACCUGUUUCUGCUUGCCAUUGCUGGCAACAUUGGAGCAUUCACUGCCUUCAACGUGCUCAGGAAUAGUGGUAAAUGA
This is a messenger RNA of Symbiodinium sp. CCMP2592, 1188 nucleotides long. The record is from the annotation of a GenBank genome assembly. NCBI's taxonomy places the organism in Eukaryota, Dinophyceae, Suessiales, Symbiodiniaceae.